Molecule: messenger RNA, 550 nt
Organism: Fopius arisanus
Lineage: Eukaryota; Metazoa; Arthropoda; Insecta; Hymenoptera; Braconidae
Exons: 2
Coding region: 25-540 (171 amino acids)
Source: RefSeq, a predicted model, not a curated record
ACUCCAUCGCUGCUUCAGUCUACGAUGUUACCAGAUAGUGAAUUGGAAAAGAAAUUCCUCAGAGCUCAGAAUAUUCUACAUCACGUAACCCGAUCAAUUGCAUUCCUAGGAAUGUGGCCAGUCGAAGUAACUAAUCAGAGUAAAAUGAGACUUAUUUUGUAUUUAACGUAUCAUACUUAUCGUGUGUCGAUGCAAUUAAUUGAACUUGCAAUUAUUAUUGGAAAUCUCGAACUUACCAUUGACAAUCUCACUGUCACGGGUUUCCAAAUAGCUGUUAUAUUAAGACUGACAAUCUGGAGAUUUAAUCCAAAGAUGCGCUACACUAUUGAGAAACUCAAUGAAAUUCAUCAACGACACAUGUUUAACAACGCCAGGGAAAUGGAUAUUUUUAUUAAAUAUAGUGAAUAUUCUGAGGGUAUUUACAAAAUUAUUAUGGUAACAUCCGUUACGUGUUGUGUUUCGUGGUACAUAACACCAUUUCAGAAUUAUAUAUUUGCAAGUAAGUGGUCAGAUCCAUCAUAUUGUUAUUUUCAAGUGUGAUCUCCAUUUU